ACGGGAAGAGUGAGUAUACCCUUUCUAUUGAGAGGUGAAAGUCAAAACCCAAAAGCGAUCCCUUCUCCCUCUUAAACCCUAGCUGUCACCAGCCCUGAAACCACAAGCUGCUUACUCCGCUCCGGCGAACCAACACAGCAUCUGGCUCCAAAGCCCUCCGUAGAGAGUGAUCUCAGAAAGGGAUUGAUAAUUGAAGCAAUUCACAAGAUUGUGGAGCAAAAUCAGCAGACACAGCUAUCUAAUAGAAGACUAAAGAAGGAAAUUCCAAAUGAAUCAACCAGUCCAGAAGAAUACCCUCUAUGUUGGGGGGCUAGCAGAGGAGGUGAAUGAGUCGAUACUGCAUUCGGCAUUCAUACCUUUCGGGGACAUAAAGGAUGUGAAGCAUAGAUCCUUUGGGUUCGUGACCUUCCUGGAGAAGGAAGAUGCAGCUGCUCUCAUGGACAACAUGGAUGGUGCUGAGCUCUAUGGUCGAGUCCUCACUGUUAAUUAUGCCCUUCCUGAACGUAUCAAGGGUGGCGAACAGGGUUGGGCUGCUCGACCCAUUUGGGCUGAUGCUGACACAUGGUUCGAACGACAACAACAAGAAGAGGAAAUGCAGCGCAUUCAAGCUGAGAAUCGGGCUGCAAUGCAGGCAGCCGAGGAGUUACACAGAAAGAAAAUGGCACAGGAACGGGAAGGGGAGAAGGACGAAGAAGUAGAGGGCAAGGAUGAUCCCAUGGCAAGGGUGGAAGCAUACAAGAGAAAAAUGAACAACAGUGAGAUUUUGAGAGAAUAGGGAAUACGGAAGAAACUUACCCAAUAACUAUUUCCAAAUAAACUUCUCUUGUCCCCGGCAAACUUGAAAAUUUUCAUCCUUGUGCUUAUGGAAGAUAGGGAAUGUAAAAACGAGAAUAAGAAAAUUACCUCUUAAGGCACAAUGUUGUUGAACGGACAUAAAAAUAUUUUCACACGAAACUAAAUAAAUGAGUAAUAGACAACGAAACAACCAGAUCACAAGAAAACAAAGAAAUCAACAUAAUGAAAAAUAAUUUUGCUAGUACAGAUAUACAGCAAAAUUAUUUUUCAUUAUGUUGAUUUUUUUGUUUUCUUGUGAUCUUGUUGUUUCAUUGUCUAUUACUCAUUUAUUUGGUUUCGUGUGAAAAUACUUUCAUUUUCGUUCAACAACGUUGUACCUUAGGAGGUAAUUUUCUUAUUCUCGUUUUUACAUUCCCUAUCUUCCAUAAGCGCAAUGGUGGAAUUUUUCAGGUUUGCCAAGACAAGAGAAGUUUAUUUGGAAAUAGUUGUUGGAUAAGUUUCUUCCGUAUUCCCUUUUCUCUCAAAAUCUCACAAUUGUUCAUUUUUCUCUUAGAGGGCAAGGAUGACACAUGGUUCUUUAUCUUUUAUGAUAUUAAGUUUUAAUAUCACAUCUUUUUAUUUUUAUUUAUUUAUUAUUUUUUAAAGUCUUUCUAUCUUUACAAUUAAUAACUAUUUUUUUUAUUUCUUGUAGACUCUUAAGUUUCUACGUACUAACUUGUUUUCA
Molecule: messenger RNA, 1519 nt
Organism: Vitis vinifera (wine grape)
Lineage: Eukaryota; Viridiplantae; Streptophyta; Magnoliopsida; Vitales; Vitaceae
Exons: 4
Coding region: 269-775 (168 amino acids)
Molecular function (GO): RNA binding
Source: RefSeq, a predicted model, not a curated record